AUGUCCGGCGUGGUGCGGACCCUCAGCCGCUGCCUGCUGCCGGCCGAGGCCGGCGGGGCCCGCGAGCGCAGGGCGGGCGGCGGCGGGGCCCGCGACGCGGAGCGCGAGGCGCGGCGGCGCAGCCGGGACAUCGACGCGGGGCUGGCCCGGGAGCGGCGUGCCGUGCGGCGCCUGGUCAAGAUCCUGCUGCUGGGCGCGGGCGAGAGCGGCAAGUCCACCUUCCUCAAGCAGAUGCGCAUCAUCCACGGCCGCGAGUUCGACCAGAAGGCGCUGCUCGAGUUCCGCGACACCAUCUUCGACAACAUCCUCAAGGGUUCAAGGGUUCUUGUCGAUGCCCGAGACAAGCUUGGCAUUCCAUGGCAGUAUUCAGAAAAUGAGAAGCACGGCAUGUUCCUCCUGGCCUUUGAGAACAAAGCGGGGCUGCCGGUGGAACCCGCCACCUUCCAGCUCUACGUCCCCGCUCUGAGCGCUCUCUGGAGGGACUCCGGCAUCAGGGAGGCUUUCAGCCGGAGGAGUGAGUUCCAGCUGGGUGAAUCGGUGAAGUACUUUCUGGAUAACUUGGACCGGAUCGGCCAGCUGAAUUACUUUCCCAGUAAGCAGGACAUCCUGCUGGCACGGAAAGCCACCAAGGGCAUUGUGGAACAUGACUUCGUUAUUAAAAAAAUCCCCUUUAAGAUGGUGGACGUGGGUGGCCAGAGGUCUCAGCGCCAGAAGUGGUUCCAGUGCUUCGACGGAAUCACAUCGAUCCUGUUCAUGGUGUCCUCCAGUGAGUACGACCAGGUGCUCAUGGAGGACAGGCGCACCAACCGGCUGGUGGAGUCCAUGAACAUCUUUGAGACGAUCGUCAACAACAAGCUGUUCUUCAACGUGUCCAUCAUCCUGUUCCUCAACAAGAUGGACCUCCUGGUGGAGAAGGUCAAGACCGUCAGCAUCAAGAAGCACUUCCCAGACUUCAAAGGUGACCCCCACAGGCUGGAGGACGUCCAGCGCUACUUGGUCCAGUGUUUCGACCGCAAGAGACGGAAUCGCAGCAAGCCACUGUUCCACCAUUUCACCACCGCCAUCGACACGGAGAACAUCCGCUUCGUGUUUCAUGCUGUGAAGGACACCAUCCUGCAGGAGAAUCUGAAGGACAUCAUGCUGCAGUGAGAGAGGGCGCCCCUCACUGUUGCCCAUAGCAGCCUCAGUGGCUGCUGCUUAGACCUCUUGGGCCUGGAGUGGGCUUCUCGGAUCCGUGCCCCCAGCGCCCAGCUCAGGGGUACCGCCGCGCCGGCCACACCGCCACGCCCCAGGCCCGGGGACAUGGACACCUGGAUGUGAGCUACUGAACCCGGGGCGUAGUCAAACUACUGAGAAUCCAAGGGGUCACUUUGGUAUUAAUUCGUAAUACCUAGUAGCACAGCCUUCUCUCUCUUUACAGAACUGUAUUCCUUCUCUGACACAGUUUAAUCGAGGAUCCUGUGCGUGUGGCAGGUGUGUGCACACACACACGCACUCUGUAAUGACAACACAAACCAGCGGGCCUUGCAGAUGGCUUUUUCCUCUAACUUGCGAGUCUUCCGUUGAGACAGAUGAACCUGAGAGCUUAGCCUAACGGUGGUUUGCGGGAGGUCAGGUGUCUCCGCGCCACCUCCAAAGCAAGCACGUUGCCUUGUAAAACCCUAGUGCCAAUUUCUUGAGAGACCCUGGUCCAGGCACACUGGCUGAGGCCAGGGGCCCCUAGCUUUAGAGGGUGGGAACGGGAGUGGGUUUGCCUUAAUGCCCUACAGCCAGCACACUGGCAGUGGGUGCACUCGGUGCCUGUUACACGCACCUGCCCUCCCUCCCCACCAGCCUUCGGGUGGCUGCUGUGUCCUGUACAUCCUCUUCCGACACCUACACUUGGCUGCAUCCGCACUCCCUUCUUUUGGAAGGUAGCAGAGUGCUUCCUCUUCCUCUCGGGGCUUCUGAAAACUGGCAGGAUUCCUAGUAGAGCCUUGGUGAAUGCCACAACUGACUUUUCAGAAAGCCCAGACUCUCAGAGCUUCUGUACACUGCCACCACCCCGAUGCCUUUGGACAGCCGGUCCCUGCUCUCGGCUCUGCUCCAAGUCUUGAUUCUUCCCAGGGUCUCUUGCUUCCAUUAAUGCACACGCAUCACAGGCAAACACUACCCGACACAUCUGUUGUCCGGGAGAAGCUGCCCAAGCCUGUGGGUGUGGACGUGGGCAGACGAGUCUCCCUUCCGUGCACUUGCCCACUUACCUUCAUGCGGGGUCUCCCCGGCUGUCAGAUACACUGCAUCCUAAGCUGGCCCCGCUGUGCAUUCGUCUCCUAGGAAGGUCUAUCCCGUGUGGUGGAAUUUCCCCCAGCAUUUAAAAGAGAACCAAAAAAAAAGCUUCCUCCAGCCGGCCUCAGAGCGUGACUGUGGCCGAGUAACGCGUGUCCCAAGGCCACCCUGUCCCGAUCUUGUGUCCCUUCCACGUCUUCCUCCUGGCUCCUUUCCGGCGAGCAAGAUAAACAUUCAUCUUGUGGCAGAUGCUGACCCACAAGGGAAGGGAGCACAGCCUGCCCCUGAGUCAUCUUGUUAUCAGUGUUCCUAAUGAGGAGACAACAUGAAAUUCUCUUUUGCUCUUGGUGCUCAAGGCUUUGUGUCCAUGUUUGUUGGGGUUUUGGUUUUCUUGGCUGGGAAAAAAACGUUGCUGUUUUUGUACUGCUUCCUGGGGCUCCUCAUAAACCAGAGGAUGUGACCCAGGGUCAGUGCCAAUGACCAUGGCUUAAAGAAAAAGGAGCACCCCUGGUGGGCUCCCUGGGGGCAGUCUGGGGUCCUUUCUCGCGGCUGCAGGGGCCCACAGCCUGCUGCAUGGGGUGGUGGCCCUUCUUGCGAGUCAUGGCCGGGGCCUCAAGCUGCUGCUUACCAGCGGGAGCGCUACCACCCAAGCCCAGGCCGCUGGCCAUGCUGCUCGGGGCAUCUUGGGCCAGGCUUAGCUGGCUGCUCAGCUGGCUGCGUCCACACUGCUCCAGCCUCUCUAACCCACGGAGUGGGAGCACACAAGGGGAAGGGCUGGGGCUGCACACUGAGCUGCCCAGAGAGCGGGGCAGGCACCACCUGGGUCCACAACUGGCUUCCCGGACCGGGCAGAGGGGAAGGUCUGUAAAGGCCCCAGCUCAGAGCCCUUCUGGGCUUCUUUGGGAUGGGGAAAGAAAACUAUUUGCAAGGCUCAACUAAAACCAUUCACAGCUUUCCCACACAUAGACUGUAGUUGUUUUUGUCUCCAAAACUUUUGGCUUUUUGUAUUUUUUAAUUUUAAUUUCACUGUUAUCCUUGAUUAUUUGUCUUUUUUAUUGAGUUGUUGGAGAAGCAGGAGCUAGUCGUGCCUCAUCUAUUAUUGCAAAAUGUAACAAUAAACUUCCUCAAAAUAAGA
Molecule: messenger RNA, 3403 nt
Organism: Canis lupus familiaris (dog)
Lineage: Eukaryota; Metazoa; Chordata; Mammalia; Carnivora; Canidae
Gene: GNA12
Product: G protein subunit alpha 12
Exons: 4
Coding region: 1-1149 (382 amino acids)
Biological process (GO): Rho protein signal transduction; adenylate cyclase-modulating G protein-coupled receptor signaling pathway
Cellular component (GO): brush border membrane; heterotrimeric G-protein complex
Molecular function (GO): guanyl nucleotide binding; GTPase activity; G-protein beta/gamma-subunit complex binding
Source: RefSeq, a predicted model, not a curated record